Messenger RNA from Aspergillus nidulans FGSC A4, 1059 nucleotides. RefSeq names its product putative cell surface protein. Bases 1 to 1059 code for a protein of 352 amino acids. Lineage: Eukaryota; Fungi; Ascomycota; Eurotiomycetes; Eurotiales; Aspergillaceae. The record is from RefSeq and is a predicted model, not a curated record. The transcript is spliced from 2 exons.
AUGAUGCCCUCGUUUCCCUCUCUCUCCGUUUCUCUUAUCUCAACCAUCUCCCUCUUAGGAACCGUCUAUGCCCGAACGACUCUGGAAGGCUGCACCUUCACCGAAACUGUCAGCGAGAAGAAUGAAUACUCCAUUGUCUGGUAUGUCCCCGAGACAGGCGAGAUAUGCGAUGUCUCUGUCUGUGGCGGCGGGCUGGACCCCUUCGACUACGACAAUCCUGCCUGUCCAGAGUACACUGGCACAGCUCCUUACAAGCCCAGUUUCCUUGCAGACUUUGGACCUUCCCCUACCGCUGUGACGGCGGAGACGACCGCAGAUGCUGCUGUUACUUCGGCUGCCGAUUGGGAUGAAGGAGAAGAAGGUGAUGAAGACGACGAAUUUGCUAGCACGACAAUUACGUCGACGCGUUUCUCGAGCACUGUUGCUACUAGCUCCACAGAGACAGCGAGGAGCACUUCGACUCCCCUAAUUCCUUCUUCUAGGGCUUCGUUGACGCCGUGGCCUACGUCAACCAGCUCUGCCGCUGUUAGCGAAAGUGCACCCGACUCGACAACUAUAAUCAGGACCUCCCCUGUCGCGUCGUCGCUGCCUCGGCCAUUCCCGACAACUAACCCUGUGACCAAACUGGCCAGCGAAAUGACGCCUUCGCCGGCGCCCCUGCAACCAGUACCUCCACGACCGGCACCUUCACAGCCAGUAGCCCUAAUUCCAGAACCCCCGAAGUUGGCGCCUCCAAAAUUGGCACCUCCAGAGUUAGCACCCCCCAAACCAGCACCCCCCCAACCAGCACUUCCUCAACCAGCACUUCCUCAGCCAGCACUUCCUCAACCAGCACUUCCUCAACCAGCACUACCUCAACCAGCACUACCUCAACCAGCACUACCUCAACCGGUACCGCCAACAACCAGCUCCAUCAAUACCGGAGUUGGUGGGUCGCCUACCAUGAUUGGUGUUCCAACAGUCACGGUCAUCCCAGCCCCCGCAGUGAAUGAUGGGGCCUCGCUGCGGCUCGGUACUAGCUUGGGUGCUCUCGGAUUGCUUGCGGCGAUUGUUCUGUGA